Naumovozyma dairenensis CBS 421 is the source of this 2901-nucleotide messenger RNA. It is a transcript of the gene VIR1, whose product is annotated as Vir1p. Bases 1 to 2901 code for a protein of 966 amino acids. The record is from RefSeq and is a predicted model, not a curated record. Lineage: Eukaryota; Fungi; Ascomycota; Saccharomycetes; Saccharomycetales; Saccharomycetaceae. The transcript has a single exon.
AUGCACCGAAGGGAGCCCAGAUCGAAUAACGAUACUCCCAGAAGCUGUGAUGAAAAAGAAGAAUCUUAUCUUUCCACUGACUCUAACAUAGCACCUGCUCGUAAUCAAGUCUCUGAGCAAACUGUUAACCAUUUAAUUGAGUCAUUAAUUAAUGCCUUCCAAAAUAUAAAUAAUCCAGAUUUAAACAUUUCUAAAUUGAUCCUGAAUAUAAUAAAUUCUCUGAAAUAUUUACCAUUCCAAGAAAAAAGCUUCCGAAUUGACUUAAAAAAUGUGGAUAUUUUCACUCCAAUAUUGAAAACCGACAAUAAUGAUGAAUUCAUCUUUGAUGAAAAUUAUAAUUAUAAACUCGAUUUGUUUUCAAUAUUGUUCGCAUAUUGUUCCAUUCAUAAAUCAUUACAUGAAUUCAUCAUUGAUUCGUGGGACAAUUGGUAUCACCUCUUAUUAAACAGUCAAUCCACAAUUGUAAGUGAUAAUGAAGAGCUAGGAUUCUACACCGUAAUCAAUAAAAUUGAGCAAUUUGAAUGCCUAACUCCAGAUCUAUUAAACUAUUUCAAUUUCAAUUUGAUAAAUCCUUUAAUAAAUUCUUGGAUCCCUAAAUGGAAAUCCUUUAUCGAUUUAGGCGAUUCACCUUCGACUACUUUAUCUUCAUUAUCGUCAUCUCCAACUUUGUUGUCAUCUCCAUAUCCAAAUAACAAAAACAGCAAUAUUUAUUCGGAUAGUAGACUACUUACAACGGUUUUAAACGUGACAAGUAUCGAUUUCUUUAUUGCUACAUCGAUAAUAACUCUAAAGUACGAUGUAUUCAAUUUGAAUACUACUAAAGACGGAGAACAACAACAAACUUAUAAUCCUUUUAUUGUCUAUGAACUAUCGAAAAGAAUCUCAAUGUUCCCUAAAUUGAUUCCAAAUACAAUAUACUUAAAUGCAUUGGAUUUAAUCAUCUCAAAAGGUGUUACGCCCUCCACUAUUUCUUCUGUAAGGAAAAACGAAGUCAUUGAAAAUUCUCAUGAACAAGGAAUAAAAAAUCAUAAAGAUGAUCUAACUUUCCAUCUGAAAGUAAUAAUGGAAUUUAUUGACCACCCAGAAUUGAAUUAUUUAAAAGAGCCAAGAUUAGUACUUCUAUUACAAAUUGCAUUACAAAACAUUUCAAAUCAUAUACCGAUUCAUAUUCUACACAAAACGCUAAGUUCAAUGGGUUCGACUCAGACUUUAAUUGCUAUCUUUAAUAUGGCACAAUUCUUACUAGCGAAAUUUUUGAUCGAUUUAGAAAAUUGCUCACAAUAUUCUGAUACUAAUAGCAUUUCAAAUAGUAAAAGUAAUGUAAUGUCCAAUACAGAUAUCAUUGUACCACCAUGGUUUGAUGAAGUUAUGAUACCUCCAAUACCACCAAUAUCAAAAUCUUUAUUCAUCUUUGAAGCAAAACUUGAUGAUGAUGACAUUGAUCCGCUAUUCCAAUUAAGCGGUAACAAUAGCUUUAAAAAUAUUAUAUCAUCAUUACUCGAGUCCUUAAACUUAAUAAUUAUUAUUAACAAAAAUAUUUUGAGUCAAUACAAGGCGUUAAGUAUAAACCCAUUAGAUCUUCAAAAUAACUAUGCUAAUAAAGCAGAAACAGCCGAUGCCAAAAACACGAAGAAUAAUAAAGAUAACGUUUAUAUAUCGAAUAAUGAUAGAAAUAAAGUAGACCCAUCAAUUAGGCUAUUAACAAAUGAAAAAUAUAUGGAGAUAUGCUUCAUUCCAAUAAUAUCAUGCUUCUUGUUAUCCGAUCUACUAAAGAAUAACCAACGAAAAAAUACAUCGCUAGGUCUAUCCUUAAUAGCUAAUACUACGAAAGCACUAGAAGCAUUAAUUGAAUUACAUGGCAAUAUGUCAUUGUUCCAUCUGAUUAAGUUCAUCGAAAAAAUUUCCAUGGAAGAUUUAUCAUUACAGAAGGUGUCAAUUAACUUGCUGAACCAUUUGUUCUUCCAUAAUGCUUCAAACCCAGAUUAUAUCAAACAGUUAUGCUUACAAAAUGAAUUGACUACUCAAGCCUUAAACAAAUAUAUUAGCUCAUGGAAUGAUGGCUCAGAAGAUUACAAAAACUUCUUUGAAAUACUGUUUGAUACUAAACAACCUACAUUUGAUAACGAAAAUGUGAGGCCAACUUUAUCAUCAAUAAUCGAUCUAGUGAAACAAUUACCGGAUUUCGCUGAUAAGUUUGGGUCGCUAGACUUAUCCGUCAGUAGUAAAGCCACAGUGGCCAAUAAUAGUAUGCUACGAACUAAUAUUAAUGUUAACAAAAAUAAUAAGAAUACCAUUGAACAGGCAUCUCCGAUACAACCUGUACCAAAUAGGUUAGGAGUCUCGAAGCCUUUUAUUUCAUCAACAACAUCAUCAUCCUCGACAAAAUAUGAUGCCUAUACAACAUCAUCUUUUAUUCCGUCAAAUAAAUCUUUCCCUUCUCCAAUGGUAUCAUCAGCAAAUAGCACCACGAACAAAUAUAUGUAUUCAGCGGGUGCAACAGGUAUUGACAACCAUGGUGGUCAUAUGACAAUGACAAUGACAUCAGCACCAGUGCCAGUUGAUACAUUCUCCUCGCAACGAAUGGAUAUGCACAACGCAGUUCCUCAUAGAAAUAACCUCUCUGAUGAAAUAAUGAAUAAUUCUAUUUCCAAUAUGCCCAAGACACCGACUUCAAUGGCAUCGAAUAAUACAUCUACGACAAGCUCCAAUAUAAAUACCACAGCAACUACUAAUAAUUCGAAUAAUAAAAAUAGCACUCUAUGGAAUGAAUCUCCUGGUUUCAGUUCAAGUAAAAUGGUCAAUACUGGCAAGAAUUAUAUUCUAGGAGGUCAUAAUCGUGUCAGAAAUAAUAGUAGAGCGCAAUCUAUUCAUAUCGAUGAAUUCGAACAACAACAAUAUUAA